AUGUCAAAGUUGAUCAAUUGGGUUGUCUCGAACGCGACAGGAGGAUCACCUAUCAACUUGAUUGAAAAAGUAUUCUCAUCAACGUAUACAGCUGUUUCAAGGGUGGCUUUGGGAGGUGAAUCCAAAGAGAAGGAUGAGCUCAUAUCGGUUAUCAAGGAAUCUUCAGAGCUAAUAGGAGGAUUCAAUAUACAAGAUGUGUUUUCGUCCUUGAAAUUGCUUCAUUGGAUUAGUGGGGUUACCUCUAGAUUGGAAAAUUUUCACCAGAGAAGCUCCAACAUUCUUCAAAACAUUAUAAACCAACACAUUAAGUCCAAGGCAACACCGCCAAUGGACGGGAAAUCUUGCGAACAAGCUGAAGAUUUGGUUGAUCUUCUUCUCAACUUUCACAAACCCAAUGCUGAAUUCCAAUUAACGGUCAACAAUAUCAAAACAGUAAUUCAGGAUGUGUUAGUUGGUGGAGGUGAAACAUCCUCAGCAACUGUUGAUUGGGCUAUGGUAGAAAUGAUUAAAGACCCAAGUAUAAUGAAAAAGGCACAAGCAGAGGUAAGGCAGGUUUUCGACGAUAGAGGAAGUUUUGAUGAAACUACGAUUCCUGAACUGAAGUAUUUGAAAACUCGAGUACUAGUCAAUGUGUGGGCGAUUGGAAGAGACAGUGAGUAUUGGGUUGAUGCUGAAAGAUUUUACCCAAAGAGCUUCCUAGAUAAUCCUAUUGAGUUCAUGGGGAUGAAUUUUGAGUACAUUCGAUUUGGUGCUAGAAGGAAGAUAUGUCCAGGCAUGACGUUUGGUCUUGCCAAUGUUGAGAUUAUGCUUUCGCAGUUGUUGUAUCAUUUUGAUUGGAAACUCCCUAACGGGACUUGUUCUGACUAUGUUAACAUGAAGGAUUUCUUCGGCAUAACAAUGAGAAGAAAAGAUUAUCUCUACUUAAUUCCUACCCCUUAUCGCUCCUAA
Molecule: messenger RNA, 948 nt
Organism: Tripterygium wilfordii
Lineage: Eukaryota; Viridiplantae; Streptophyta; Magnoliopsida; Celastrales; Celastraceae
Product: cytochrome P450 71D9-like
Exons: 3
Coding region: 1-948 (315 amino acids)
Molecular function (GO): heme binding; oxidoreductase activity, acting on paired donors, with incorporation or reduction of molecular oxygen; iron ion binding
Source: RefSeq, a predicted model, not a curated record